This is a messenger RNA of Penicilliopsis zonata CBS 506.65, 2448 nucleotides long. RefSeq lists its product as hypothetical. Bases 1 to 2448 code for a protein of 815 amino acids. Gene Ontology annotation, molecular function: ATP binding; ATP hydrolysis activity; single-stranded DNA binding. Gene Ontology annotation, biological process: DNA replication initiation; DNA strand elongation involved in DNA replication; double-strand break repair via break-induced replication. Lineage: Eukaryota; Fungi; Ascomycota; Eurotiomycetes; Eurotiales; Aspergillaceae. Gene Ontology annotation, cellular component: MCM complex; nucleus. The transcript is spliced from 4 exons. The record is from RefSeq and is a predicted model, not a curated record.
AUGGCUUUGCUUCAGUACCCUGCGCCCGUCAACUACGGGGCGCAAGUGGAUGCGUUUGCCGAUUUUUUGAAGCAUUUCAAAACCUUCGAGUCCGCGUCCGAGGCCGCAGCAACCGAGGCAAUCGAAGACCUGAACCUUGAUGGCGAUGGAACAAGCGAUGAAUACGACUUUAUGGAUGAUGCCGAUGAGAGCGGCGCACAGAGAUCUAGAGCCGACAAGCGGCGACGAGAGCCGAAGUUGAAGUACAUGCAGAUUCUGCAAGAGAUUGCCGAUCGCGAGAAAACCAACAUCCUGAUUGAAUUGGAUGACUUGAAUACUUUCGAAAAAUCCCUGCCCGAGGACUCGGAGCUGAAACUUGUUGAGUCCAUACAAAAAAACACUAGGCGCUAUCUUGAUGUCUUUUCCGACGCGGUGGAUCGAGUCAUGCCAAAGGAAACCAAGGAAAUCACAUUCAAGGACGACGUUCUCGAUGUGAUCAUGUCCCAGCGUGAGAAGCGUAACGAGACGAUGGCGAUGGCGAUUGAAGCGGAUGUUGAUGCUGUGACUGCUCCGUCAAUCUUCCCCCCAGAGCUUACCCGCCGGUAUACCCUCAACUUCAAGCCCCUGACACCCUCCGGGUCGAGCAGCGAACGAGACACCAAGGCUCUGGCUGUAAGGAACGUGCGGUCGGAUCACCUCGGUAGCCUGAUCACUGUUCGGGGCAUAACUACCCGUGUGUCAGAUGUGAAGCCGGCUGUGCAGAUCAACGCCUAUACCUGCGACCGCUGUGGGUGUGAAGUCUUCCAGCCGAUCACCACCAGACAAUUUGUCCCUCUGACUGAGUGUCUCUCAGAGGAGUGCAAAAGGAAUAACUCAAAGGGCCAACUGUUUCUAUCAACUCGCGCCUCCAAGUUUAUUCCUUUCCAAGAAGUCAAGAUCCAGGAAAUGGCUGACCAGGUGCCCGUUGGCCACAUUCCUCGCACUAUGACGGUGCACUGCAAUGGUAGUCUCACACGACAGCUGAACCCUGGUGACGUCGUCGAUAUCGAUGGCAUUUUCCUUCCGAUUCCAUACACGGGCUUCCGGGCCAUUCGCGCGGGCCUGCUUACAGACACCUAUCUUGAAGCCCAGCAUAUCACCCAGCACAAGAAGGCAUACAAUGAUUUGAUGAUGGACAGCCGCACUCUUCGCAAGAUCGAGCAACAUACAAGCUCCGGCAACUUGUAUGAUUAUCUAUCCCGAUCCAUUGCGCCUGAAAUUUACGGCCAUCUGGAUGUUAAGAAGGCCUUGUUGCUGCUCCUAGUCGGAGGUGUUACGAAGGAGAUGGGCGAUGGAAUGCAUAUUCGUGGUGACAUCAAUAUCUGUCUUAUGGGUGAUCCUGGUGUGGCCAAAUCGCAAUUACUCAAGUACAUCACCAAGGUCGCUCCACGUGGAGUGUAUACAACUGGUAGAGGAAGCAGUGGUGUUGGUCUGACCGCCGCAGUCAUGAGAGACCCAGUCACAGAUGAGAUGGUGCUGGAGGGAGGUGCCCUUGUGCUUGCUGAUAACGGCAUCUGCUGCAUUGAUGAGUUCGACAAAAUGGAUGACGCAGAUAGAACUGCCAUUCACGAAGUGAUGGAGCAACAGACAAUCUCGAUCUCCAAGGCGGGUAUAACCACUACGCUCAAUGCGCGGACGUCCAUUUUGGCCGCCGCCAACCCGCUCUAUGGCCGGUACAACCCACGAAUCUCCCCCGUGGAGAACAUCAACCUCCCUGCCGCUCUUCUGUCUCGUUUCGAUGUUCUGUUUCUCAUCCUCGACACACCUUCUCGCGAUGCCGACGAGGAACUGGCAAACCACGUGGCCUAUGUUCACAUGCACAACAAGCACCCGGAAACCGGGGACUCGGGCGUCAUGUUCGCACCUCACGAGGUUCGCCAGUACAUCGCCAAAGCUCGAACCUAUCGCCCUAUUGUGCCCUCGGCUAUUUCCGACUACAUGGUAGGAGCUUACGUGAGCAUGCGUAAGAAGCAGAAGAUGAAUGAAGGAAGCAAGAAGCAGUUCACUCAUGUCACGCCUCGUACGCUUUUGGGUGUGAUCCGCUUGUCUCAGGCCCUCGCACGGCUUCGAUUUAGUGAAGAAGUAGUUAUUGAGGAUGUCGAUGAGGCUCUGCGUUUGGUUCAUGCCAGCAAGGCAUCUCUCGACCAAGAUGGACAGGCUGGUCUGGACCAGACUCCCAGCAGCAAGAUUUACAGCCUCAUUCGGGGAAUGUGGGAAAGCGGCGCUGCAGCCGUUGGGGAUGGGGAUGAUGGCGAGCUGAGCAUGAGGAAGGUUCGUGAGAGAGUCCUGGCCAAGGGCUUCACGGAGGAUCAGCUCACUAUGGCCAUUGAUGAAUAUGCCAACCUCUUGGUCUGGCAAGUCACUGGCAACGGAACACGCCUGGUCUUUAUUGAAGCCGGGGACGAUGACGAGAACAUGGACGGGAUGUGA